GGGACAGAUCGUGACGUGCAAUACAGAUCGUGCUUUAUUGCCCCGUCGUUCUUGCUACAUUGGUGUCGUGACCAAUCAGGAUGAAAUUGAGCUGGCCAACGCAGUUCGCGGAGGGUGAUGUGGAGUCCUGGUUGGAGGAAUUCGAAGCGAUUGCCGCUUGCAAUGGAGUGAAGGGAGACGGAAACCUACUGACAGCUUUGGGUACGCUGUUAACCGGACGAGCGAAGGCGACAUAUUUGUUGACUCGGAAAGUCAAGGCCGGUGGUUCGUUUGCUGAGAUGAAGGCAGCACUUUGUCUGGAGUUUGGAAAAGAAAUCGACCGCCAACAUGCGCUGCAGCAGUUUCACUCUGCAAAGUGGGAAGAGCCGGAAGAUCUGAUGGUGUUUUUCCACAGGCUGAGCAGACACGUGGCAAUUGGGCUCCCUGAGCUGGACGCCGCGGCAAGAGAACGAUUGUUGCGAGGUCAGUUUAUACAAAGUCUGCCAAGCGAACUCCAGGAGAAGGUAAAGCUGGCGUCCAUGGUUGGGGUCGAAAAAGCAGAAGAACUGGUGACCAUUGCACAAAGUUUCUUGGGGUCGGUGACCGUACGAAGAGUGCAACCAUCCGAGCUGGAGCGCAAAGUACACCAAUUAUCGUGCAUGGUCGAACAGUUGUUGGCGAGGGACAACCAAAGAAAUACGGCACGACGGAAUUGCUUCGGAAAUCGGAGUAGCGGCCGCUGUUUUCGAUGCAAUCGCACGGGCCAUUUUGCCAGAUAUUGUACAAACAAUAAUUUUUAUCGUUGCUUCUCUUUAUCCAUACCGAGCAGAUGGCAAGUACCGAUUCUAGAAAUAACCAUCGAGGGCGUGUUAAUACAGGCCAUAGUAGACACGGGAGCGGGGGUAUCCAUUACGAAACGAGUCGAUGGGGUCCCGUUAACUCAGUCAUCUGUUGUAAUGCAGACGGUCGGAGGAUAUCGUUUGAAAGUAACGGGGGUACAACGUUUACGAUUAGGAAUAGGGAAGACACAAAUCCGUCAUUCAAUGUUCGUUGUGGAGGGUGCGACGGAAACGAUAAUCGGCAAUGAUAUUCUCAGGAGGCUGGGCGCCAGAAUCGAUUUGCGUAAUGACGUGGUGAUAGUCGAUAAGGAGAGAAUCGUGAUGAACACAGGAAAAUCCAACCGCGUGGGGUCCGUAGCAGUCAUACCGGAUUGUUCAAAUCACGCAAUACGCGAGACGCUGCUGAAAUACGCGCAUUUGUUCACGGAUGCGAAUGAUGACUAUGGGUUCUGCGACUGGAUAGAACAUAGAAUACGGCUAAUCCCGGGCGAGCGGUGCAAACCAGUGUUUAGAAGAAUACCGCAGAAAACCAUGCCGGAGGUAAAGAAGCAGGUGGCAGAGAUGGAGGCUAAAGGAAUCAUUAGACGAACGACUAGCCCGUACUCAUCACCGGUUUUGCUGACGAAAAAGGCGGACGGGACCUUUAGAUUCUGCAUUGACUUCAGAGAAUUAAACAGAGUGACCGUGAAGGACGCGUUUCCGAUGCCUCAAAUGGACGAAAUUUUCGCCAGUCUUCAUAGCGCAAAGCACAUUUCUCUUAUCGAUCUCCGUUCUGGAUAUUGGCAGCUUCCAAUUGCAAAAGAAGAUCGGCAUAAAACGGCUUUCAGUGUGAACGACCAGCAAUACGAAUUUUUGAGGAUGCCAUUCGGACUGUGCAAUGCUCCUGCAACAUUCAGGCGACUGUUACUCAUGAUCCUGGAAAAUCUUCAAGGGGUGGUUGUUUAUGGAGAUGACAUCAUUAUCUACUCCGAAACAGAACGGGAGCAUGCUACUAGACUCGCGGCUGUAUUGCAACGAUUGGACGAGGCGGGCUUGAAACUGAGUCGAAAGAAGUCACAAAUAGCCCAGAAGUCUAUUGUGUGUUUGGGUCACAUUGUGGGAGAUGGCCAGGUAAAACCACUUCCGGAGAAACGGGAGACGAUCAAGAAUUUUGCAGUGCCAAAAUCCAAGCGUCAACUCCGAUCAUUCCUGGGAAUAGUGGCGUAUGAUUCGAGAUUCGUGCCUCACUUCGCGGAGAAGAUCAGUCCUUUGUUAAAGCUUCUCCACAAAGACGAACCAUUCGUUUGGACACCGGAAGCCGAUCAAGCUUUCAGCCACGUAAAGACAUGCGUCACAGAGGGACCAGCGUGUUUACGAAUACCCAGUCCUGGCGAAAAGUUCACGGUGUCGGUCGACGCAAGCAAUGUGGCAAUUGGAGCAGUACUGUCUCAACCGGCCGGGGUGAUAGAGUAUGCCAGUAGAGUGCUGACGGCUGCAGAGCAGAAGUAUUCGACGACAGAGAAAGAAUGCCUCGCUAUCGUAUGGGCUCUGGAGAAAUGGAGAACGUAUCUCCUAGCUAAUGAAUUCCGCGUCAUCACGGACCACAAGCCGCUGUCGUGGUUGAUGACCUCGAAAGACCCGCGGGGGCGCCUCGCACGAUGGGCAUACAGACUACAGGAAUUUACGUUUACAAUCGAACACGUAGAUGGAACGAAGAACAUAUUACCGGACAUGCUGUCGCGGCCAACUUUGGAUGCUCUCAUGCCAGAAAUGGCCAUACCGGUGUGUGCGGUCACGGCUGAGGAUAGGAGUCUACUGGAGAAUCAGAAAACAGAGGAAUUUGUGCGAUUACUUUGCGAGCAUUUGCAAGCAGGCACCAAGCCAGACGCACAAUCGGGUGAAAUGAAUGAUCUCCUCAAGAUCUGGGACCAACUUCAUGUCGUGAAUGGCAAUUUGCUUGUGUCAGUAAACGGGAAGAAAGUACCUUAUAUUCCACAAACGUCCCGAGAACGUGUGAUCCAAAUGACCCAUGAUAACGCUCAUAUGGGCUUCGAACGAGUUUAUGAUUUGCUACGGAGAAGAGUAUUUUGGCCAACCAUGAGAAAGGAUGUAGCGGCGUAUAUCCGGAGAUGCCCAAACUGCCAGAAAUGUCACGAGAUGGAUGCGCCGAGACCACCAAUGAAAUCAGUUGAAGUCAACGAACCACUACAGUGCUGGGGAUUGGACGUCUUUGGACCGUUACCGGUGAGUCGAUGGGGAAAUAGCUACGUUCUGGUUAUGAUCGAUCACUUUACGCGAUGGGUGGAAGCCGUACCCAUAAAAGACCAGACAGGCGAGACCGUGGCGCGUGCAUUCGAAUUCAACGUGCCAGCGAGGUAUGGGAUACCACAAUAUGUUAUUACGGAUCAGGGUCCAUGCUUUGAAUCGAAGGCAUUUCAAACGUUAUUAAACAAGUGGGGCAUCGAGAGACGGCGUACAUCACCCUACCAUCCUCAAGCCAAUGGAAUGACGGAGCGAUUCAACCGAACCAUGAAGGAAUGGAUAACGUGCACAAAGUUGGCGUGGGAGGAUGCCUUACCUGAGGUUCUGCUGUCGUAUCGUGCCAGCAUGCAGUCAACCACCAAGGUUUCGCCAUUUGAGCUACAGUUUGGUAGAGAGCCCCGAAUUGCACUCGAUACAUGUAUAUCGGAGGUGUGUGAACAGCAACAUCCAGCACCACAUCACAAAAGAUUGCAGGAUACGGCCAGAAGAGGAACGAGAUCACGGCAACAACGGAACAAGCUAAACUACGACGCCCGAUAUGCGACUCACAAGUGGAGACCAUUCAACAUCGGAGAUCAAGUCAAGGUGCGCAAGCAUGAUCAUCCAAUACACAGAGGGCCCGGGGCAAGCAAGUUCAAAGAACGCUGGCAAGGUCCCUACACUGUAGUUGACCGAAAAGGAGUGAAUGUCAAAGUUGACAAUGGAAUGACGAAGCGCUGGAUGAAUACAGACCUGAUGAGACCAUGGCACACGAGAGAGCAACAACUUCGAGGAGGGGCGGGUGUAGAUGCGCGGAGGACUUCGACAACACGGAACAGCAGAAAACGACAAGAGCAAGAAAGAGUAUCCGACAGAGGCACCGGAAUCAGUCAGCAUAAUGCAGGCCCUACCGGACGAGUGGAAAAGGGACCACGGGCGACGACGGGAAGAAAGUCUGCUCCCGGAAGAUCUCAAACGAUAUUGGAGGAGAGGUCAAGAAUUCAGACAAAAACGCCGAUUGUUAUGCCCCAAAGAAUGACUCCAAGCCGAGUGACGCCUGGGAGAUCAAGCAAGUCGAGAGCCUUCGAACAAAUCCAGGCUGGUCGGAAAGCGACGUACAGGAGCGGAGAUACGAAGCAAAAUAGGCGAAGCUGAGUUGCCGAAUUGUCGCCAAUUGGUGGGCGAAGGUGCCCGUCGACCGCAACGCAUUUCUGGUGCGUUGCGGUGUAGAAAUGUGACUAUAUGUGUGUGGGCGUGAGCGCGUGUGGGACAGAUCGUGACGUGCAAUACAGAUCGUGCUUUAUUG
Molecule: messenger RNA, 4344 nt
Organism: Dicrocoelium dendriticum
Lineage: Eukaryota; Metazoa; Platyhelminthes; Trematoda; Plagiorchiida; Dicrocoeliidae
Source: the annotation of a GenBank genome assembly